UCACAGGGAAGAAAUCCUUUCUUCUUGGAGCCUGCUAUCAUAAUUGCAAUAACAGAUGGAAGUAAACUUACAACUAACAGUGGAGUUCAGGAGGAACUCCACUUGCCUUUAAAUUCUCCAUUACCUGGAAGCGAGUUAACAAAAGAGCCAUUUCGGUGGGAUCAAAGACUUUUUGCCUUAGUUCUUCGAAUACCCGGCGCAACAUCUGUUGAGCAAGAACAGGUGACUGCUGUCCAGGCGGAUGACUCCUCAAUCACUCCUAUGUGUGAUGUCACUGGAGGUCGCUCAUACGGUGUGUUCUCACAGCGAAUGUUGAAUCAAUGUCUGGAGUCAUUGGCACAAAAAGUUCAAAGUGGUGUGGUGAUAAACUUUGAAAAAUCUGGACCUGAUCCUUCACUUCCUGAUGAUGGAAUUACAGAUAACAUCAAAGCAGUUGGAGUCCAGCCUUGGCAUAGCUGUCGAAAACUAAUUUAUGUUCGACCGAAUCCUAAAACUGGUGUCCCUCUUGGUCACUGGCCUGUACCAGAGUCCUUCUGGCCAGAUCAGAAUUCUCCAACACUACCCCCCACGAUCCUCCCAUCCCAUUGUGAGGUUUUCCUGCACGAAUUCUGAACCGAUGGUCAUAGAUAAGCUGCCAUUUGACAAGUAUGAGUUGGAGCCAUCACCACUGACACAGUAUAUUUUAGAAAGAAAAUCACCACAUACGUGUUGGCCUGUGUUUGUAGCAAACAGUGCCAAGUACAGUGAACUUGGUCACCCUUUUGGCUACUUGAAAGCUAGCACUGCCCUGAAUUGUGUCAACUUGUUUGUGAUGCCUUAUAACUAUCCUGUUCUUCUCCCUUUACUAGAUGACUUGUUAAAAGUACACAAGACUAAACCAUCUUUAAAGUGGAGACAGCUCUUUGAAAACUACUUGAAAACAAUGCCACCAUACUAUAUUGGACCUCUAAAGAAAGCUCUAAGAAUGAUGGUGUGCUUCAAACCUCCUUCCAGAAAACAUGGAAUAUGGAUUAAGCUACAGCAUUGUCUCCUACCUCAAAAAACUUAGCCAACAGGCCAAAAUGGAAUCUGAUCGAGUUAUAAGCGCUAUAGGGAAAAAAAUGUCCACAGGAAACUGGUAUCAAAGUAAGAAAUGGCAAAACACUAUCUUCACUGGCUGUCAGGAAGGAUUUUAAUGAACUGCUGCAGGAAAUUACAGGUGAAGUGCCACAGAGGCAGUCAGAUGUAAAUGUGAAAGAGUUUCCUGGUUUCCAGAUAGCCCUGCUAAAUAAGGAUCUGAAGCCACAGACUUUUAGAAAUGCCUAUGAUAUAUCUAGAAGCAGUCUCCUGGAUCAUCUGACAAGAAUGAGAACAAAUCUUCUCAAAUCAACUCGCAAGUUCUUCAGUGUACAAGAUGAAGAUCACUUGCAUAGUGUACCCAUAGUGCAAAUGGGAAAUUAUCAGGAAUAUCUAAGAAACAUCCCUUCACCCUUAAGAGAGCUGGAUGCUGACCAGCCAAGAAGACUACACACAUUUGGAAAUCCAUUUAAACUGGACAAAAAGGGUAUGAUGAUUGAUGAAGCAGAUGAGUUUGUGUCUGGUCAUCAAAGCAAGCACAAGCGCCCAGGAGAACCCAGCAUGAUGGGCAUCCCAAAGAGGAGACGAUGUAUGUCACCUCUGCUAAGAAACCGUCCUGCUUCUCCUGUUGUAAACAAUCACAUAGGAGGAAAAGGUUCCCCAUCUGUCACACAAGGUUCACCAGAUUCACCAAAAACAGAAGAUGGACAUGAACAUCCUGUUAUUAACAAUUUGACAGACGCUGUUGAAAACCAUGUUGAGGACCAACUUACCCCAGAUCUGUUCAUGGAUACUUCAGAGCGGUUUGAGACUUUGUCCCAGGUUUCCUUGAACUCUCUGGAAAGUGCAGAAGAUUCCACUGAAGAUAGCGAUUCCGAUAGUUUUACUAAUAAAACUGAGCGGUUUAUAGAAAAUCCAAAACCGUCGGAAAACUUGGGCAACUGCUUUGGAAAUGACACAACAGCACUUUCACUCAAGAUGAGGAGGUUGCGUCCGUGCCGGAGUUAUGAGGAAGUCAACACAGAGCUGAAAAUCAGAAUAAUGAAAGAAAUUAGGAAGCCAGGGAGGAAGUAUGAGCCUAUUUUUGCUUUACUACAAGAAGUACAAGGUGAUCUACAAACACGGCUUCUCUUCUUGCAAAAUGUUAUCAAAGAGGCAGCAAGAUUUAAAAAGCGCAUGUUGAUAGAGCAGUUGGAAAAUUUUCUAGAAGAGGUUCACAGAAGAUCCAACCAGAUGAACCACUUCAGUGGCUGUUAA
Molecule: messenger RNA, 2313 nt
Organism: Staurois parvus
Lineage: Eukaryota; Metazoa; Chordata; Amphibia; Anura; Ranidae
Source: the annotation of a GenBank genome assembly